This is a messenger RNA of Ricinus communis (castor bean), 2866 nucleotides long. RefSeq names its product protein SIEVE ELEMENT OCCLUSION C. NCBI's taxonomy places the organism in Eukaryota, Viridiplantae, Streptophyta, Magnoliopsida, Malpighiales, Euphorbiaceae. The coding region runs from base 692 to 2746 and encodes 684 amino acids. Gene Ontology annotation, biological process: phloem development. The record is from RefSeq and is a predicted model, not a curated record. The transcript is spliced from 7 exons.
GUUUUUUUUUUGUUUUUUUGCCCUUCUCAUAGGCUCCCACAGAAUAAGAUGCAAAGAAAAUUGAAGAACAACCUCUUUUAUCUUUUUCUUUUAAAAUUGUUUGUCUGCUUUUGUCUUGCAAAACAAAGACAUUAUUUAAUUCCUCAGUUUCAAUUGAAUUUAUGAUGAAAUACAUGCUGAGUAAUACUGAUACAUAUAAACUGUUGAACAUCUAUUUGAUAAAAGUGAAAGUUCUAUUGCCAAAUUUAUGUCUGAAAGCUUUUUUUUGUUAAUGAUCUAUAUUGCAUAAGUUCCAAAAUGUCUUCAGUGCCAAUGAACUUAUAAUCACUGUGAGAUUCUUUGAGCACUUUAGUUUCUGUAUGUUCUCAAUAAUUGGUGCAGUUCUAGCCCCUUCCAAGUUACACUGUGGAAGAACUGCUAAAAAGGAAGGAAAUGAAUUUGAUUCUGGAACCCAGUACAAAUAUCUUUAAUCAAGAACCACUUCUUUUAGUGAACUCCAAGCAAAAUAAAAAUGAAUUAAAGAAAAAAGGCCCCCUAAUCUCAUCCUUCUUUUUGACUAGUGUAAAUUGAAAAGACACUGUUACCUUUCCUCAAUGCUAUGCAUAAAUAGCUAGCAUCAAUAUGCCAGCAAGCUUAAGGUCAUUGUACUCUGUCAUCCCAUGCCUUGGAUUUACAGAUCAGUAAUCAGGCCAUGAACUUCUUUAGGAAUGACCCUUUUUCUUUGCACUCCUCAUCAUCGCCUUCAGAAGAAGAUAUUCUCAUAAAGAAGAUCACACUGACGCAUGAUCCUGAUGGCCGUCACCUAGAUUCUGAGCAGCUACUGCGUGCAAUGCAGAAUGUUAUGUGUUACACUGCUGCUUCAGAAGUUAGCAGCUUCCAAAUCGACGGGAUUGCAGAUAAUGAUGUAAGCAACAUUGAAGUAGUUGGAGCACAAGAAUCACUGAGUCAGAUCAUCAGUAAACUUUCCUGUGAGAUGCUUUGCAAAAGCUCCAGAGAGGUGGAUAUGCAUGCCAGGACUAUGAUCUUGUUCGAUUUGCUUGGAAAUUAUAGAUGGGAUGCAAAAGUGGUAUUAGUACUUGCAGCAUUUGCAACGAGCUAUGGUAGAUUGUGGUUGAUUAUGCAACUGUACCCUCAUAAUCCUCUGGCAGUAUCAGUUGCAAUGCUUAAACAGUUACCUAAUGACUUGAGCAUGUUCAAGCCUAGGUUUAAGGCCUUAAGUUUGUUGGUUAAGACAAUGGUGGAUGUGACAAAGUGCAUUAUCAAGUUUGAAGGCCUGCCAUUUAGACAUGUAAAGCUGGAUGAUGAAGCAAUGGCUAUUACAAAGUCUUAUAUAUAUAUAUCCUCUUACUGGGUAAAAAGAAGCACCCUGGCAUGCUCAUUCCAAAUCACAGACUUGGACAUGAAGCCUGAGCAAGUGAACUCAAGUUCAACAACAAUUGCAGCAUGGCAGCUCUCAACUCUAGUAUAUAGGUUGAGCAGCAUUUGCAGUCGCCUCAGUCGACAAGUGGAUUUGUGUCAUCGAAAAAUAGAGACGAAGUUGUAUCAGAAGCUGUUAAACCUUUUCCAGGAGGCACAUUCUGACAAUCAAGAGGUCCUUGGCCUGUUAUUGGCUUUAAAAGAUGAUUUUUCACUUACGAAAUCCACUAUGCAAGAAAAGAUAGGUAUGUCUGAACUGAAAGACAAGGUAGUUAUACUUUUGGUCUCAAGUCCAGAGCUCCUUCCACUAGAGGAAGUAUUCCUGUUGAUUCACCAAACAUAUGAUCAGCCUCAACACAAGAAGUUAGAGGAUAGUUAUGAAAUUGUAUGGGUUCCGAUUUCAAUUUCUGGUACGUGGACUGAUGCAGAAGCAGAAAGAUUCAACAUUCUAUGUAAUUCUUUGCCAUGGUAUUCAAUUUGGCGACCUUGGCUACUUCACUCUGCUGUUGUGAACUAUAUCAAACAAGAAUGGAACUUUAAAGAUGACCCACUAAUGGUGGUGUUGGAUCCGCGAGGGAUGGUUACAAAUUCAAAUGCAAUUGAUAUGGUAUCGAUUUGGGGUGCCAAAGCAUUUCCCUUCUCAUCUUCAAGAGAAGAGCAGCUCUGGGAAGAGGAAAGUUGGAGUCUACAGUUUUUGGUCGACGAUAUUGAUCCGCUACUAACUAGAUGGGUAGAAGAAGACAGAAACAUUUGCAUUUAUGGAAGUGACAACCUAGACUGGAUCAGAGAAUUCAAUGCUAAAUUUGAAACAAUUAGAAGUUCUGACGUUCAGCUUGAGAUGGUAUAUGUUGGCAAUAAGAACCUGACAGAACUCGUGAGGCAUACUUUAGCUAUCAUAGAAAAAGAAACGCAUAGCAGUUCACUUUCUUUCACAAAACUACAAUUCUUUUGGCUUCGGUUGGAGAGUAUGAGAAGAUCAAAACUCCGAAUGGGAGAAUCUAUCAGCUCUGAACAUAUUCAGAAAGGAGUUGCAGCACUGCUAGAUAGUACAGACGAGGGAUGGGCAGUAAUAGGGAGAGGGAAUACAACAGACAUAGUAAAGGUUGAAGGACGAGAAAUGAUAGAAUGCUUGAAUAAGUUUUCGGAGUGGGGAGACAAUGUGGCAAAGUUAGGAUUCUUGGGCGCACUCAGAACUGCCCUUGAACCACCUUCCACACUGGAACCUUGCAAUCACAUUAAAAUUUUACCUUAUGCAGAAGGAUUGGUGGAAAAAAUUGUAGCAUGUGACAAGUGUAAGCGUCCAGUGAAGAAGUACAUUCUCUACGAAUGAAAUUUGAUCAUGUGUUGUGAGCAACUUCAACCAGUUGCCUUCUAAUUUGGAUGUCAUUUUAAGAUAAUUUACUGACUGCUGAACAAUCAUAAAACAGGCUAGCUAGUGAUUGUUGUGUUC